This is a messenger RNA of Arabidopsis thaliana (thale cress), 1402 nucleotides long. Its product is annotated as RNI-like superfamily protein. The record is from RefSeq and is marked reviewed. The coding region runs from base 65 to 1393 and encodes 442 amino acids. NCBI's taxonomy places the organism in Eukaryota, Viridiplantae, Streptophyta, Magnoliopsida, Brassicales, Brassicaceae. The transcript is spliced from 3 exons.
AAUCUAACGUUUUUGCAUUCUUCUUUGGAAUUAUAUUUUGGUUUUAUUAGGGAAACGAUUUUCAAUGCAUCCCGAGACAGAGCAAGCCUGUUUAGUUCCAUCUUCCAAGAAGACUAAGCUAUGCAGUGAGAACUUUGAAGACAAAUUCAGCAGCUUGCUUGAGAGUGUUGUUAGCAUAAUUCUUAGUCAACUUCCAACUGCUGAAGCUGUUAGUACUUCUGUGUUAUCAAAGUCAUGGAAGAACAUUUGGACAAACAUCACAGAUUUACAUUUUGAUGAUACAAAGCAGAGGGAUCCGAGUGAUUCUCGAUUUACUGACUUCGUUGAGCGUGUGGUUGGCGACAUUGGAAGUCCGCACAUUAGCAGUUUCUAUCUAUGCUCUGUUAAUACUUUCGAUGAGACUCUUCUCUUCUCGUGGUUAUCAAAGGUACUAAAGCGCAAUCUUCAGAGACUUGUUGUCACUUGCAACGAUCUAGAGAUCAUCAGUUUUUCUUCACUUUUUCCUAGUUUUGUUUCGCUUGUGGAGUUAAGGCUCCGUACAAAAAGCAUUCUUGACAUUUCGGCUCCCGCUAUUCUCCCGAACCUUAAGUUCCUUAGUCUCGAGGAUGCUAGAAUCUUCAACAUGUCUUCUGUCUCAAAGAACCUCGUUCUGAACUUUCCUGUCUUGGAAACUUUUGAAGCCUCUUAUUGCCGCUGCUUUAGAACCGAUACUGUGAUCAUAGACUCUCCAUUGCUUAGGAUCUUUGAGAUGUUCAAGUGUACAUCUGAACACGUACCUAAUCCUUCUCAAGUGUGUAAGAUCAGGGUGUUAGCUUCAAAGCUUGAGAAAAUCACAUUCUGUGGAGACGAACCCCGAAAAAUCCAUCUGUCUUUUCCACCGUCUUUACCUGAUGCUUAUCUUGCCCUCAGCAGAUCCGAGUGGCCCAAGACGUUUCUACGUAGCUUCACAUGCGUGACGAGUUUGGCUCUCGUGCUUAGCAAGGAUUUUCAUGUGAUGGCAGUACCCAAAUUCAGCCAGUUGGUAUACCUGCAUUUGAUAUACGACAUGACACAACAUUUUAGAUUAAUGCAGUUCCUUAAAUCCGCACCAAUACUCGAGAUGCUCAGCAUCCGCGACCUGACAUCUCCUCGUUCAACACCUACUGCAAAGUCCUUGAAGGAACUACGUUCAGUAGAAUCUCCGGAUUGCGUUACAACAAUGCUCAAAGUCCUGCAGAUCAGGAACUUUAAGCCAAACAGGCUACAGAUAUCAGUGUUGAGGUACGUGUUGGACAAUGCUGAGAUUCUUGGAUCAGUCAUCCUUUCCUCGCCCAAUCCAAUCACAGAAGAAGAGAAAGCAAGAAUCUUGGCUUUUCCUAAAGCCUCUCCCCAUGCCUCUGUCUUGUUCGAAUGACCAAAAGUU